CAAACAGUGGCGUAGCGCUGGACGGUGGUGGCGUCACAGCGAACUAAUUGAAUGAGUGUAUGGUUUGUAAUAAUUGAGAAAUAGAUGAAAUUUCCAAAAAUUAAAUCAGAUUCUAAUGAAGUUAACAUUCAAUCCACGACUGGAAUUGGUAAACUUUGAGGAAAUUUCGUCCUCGACUGCUGCCCUGUAGAGAAGGAACAGUUAUAUCAUGGAUAAAAAAGUUGAGGAUCCAAUUUCUAAACAUCGCUGCUGCGUUUCACAAUGUAAAUCUAGAAAUACUAGUGAAAUUACUCUCCUAAAAUUCCCCCGUGAUGAAAACCUCAGGAAGAAAUGGGCUGAAAAACUCAAGAUUGAGGAAAACGCCACCACAAACCUGUAUGUGUGUAGUUUGCACUUUAAGCCCACCGAUUUUCAGGCCUUAGGCUAUCCUUUUAUCAAACAUAGGUUGAAAAGAGGAGCUAUUCCCUCAGGGAAGAUACCCAAGGUUCCCCAGAAAUCUCAGAAAAAGGCUGGACGUAGGAAUUUGAAGCUUAAGGGUAACACUUCGAAUGCUGUGAAAACCAGGAAGACAAUGAAUAAUGCAAAACAACCCCCAACAUCACCUGACGAUUCUGAUGAUGAACCUCUGACUUGUAAAGAAAUUUUGAGACGUUGCCUUAAUAAGAACAAUACAAUCGGAAGCAGUAGUAAAAAUUCAUUUUCUGAAAGGAAGGCAGAAUCUCCUCAAGGAGUCAAGAAGAAAAACCCAGUUACGCCUUUCGUUUUUGUUGAUGUAAGUCAGAUAAAAGAGAACUCUGAAAAAAAAUCCAUACCAAGAUUUGGUAGGCACCAACCAAACAUUUUGAGGAAUAGACGAUUCGUAACACACGCGUCUUCUCAAACCCCAUCAAGAAAACCUGUUACUAGAUCGAUAGGAACUCAAACCGAAGCACUACAAAAUUUUAAUAUUGAAUCGGAAUUUCCAAAGGCUAGAUUCAGCAAAAACAUCGAUUUUUUGAGAAGAAACUUGGUAGGGCACGCUUUGAGAAUCAACGGAAAUACUUUCAGGAUCAACGAAUGUUCGAUCACUUUCAAGAAUGAAGAUGAAACAAAGGAUGACAUAAGCAGGCUGAUAAUUCAACCUGGCCACUUGAUUUCAUCGGGAAGGCUUAUGUUGACUUCCAUUCUUGAAAGCUGUGAAUCUGACAGGAUUCCAAAAGGUACAAAAACAACCCAGCAACCAGCUAAAGAUUCAACCAAGAGCAACCUUCCAACAUCAUCGCAGAACAUUGAAAAUUCUGUACCAAACGAGCAUAAUUAUACGUUGAAAAGAGAUUCGUUCGGUACGAAAAAAAAUCCAAGGGUUCGCAAUCCCGAGAUGAAAAAAGUGACUGAAAAAUUAGUUCGCCCGGUGUUCGAUAAAGAAGUUAGGGUGAAGUUGAACAAGUUACCUAAGGAUUUAUUGGACGCCUACAAGAAAGGGCACAAAAUAAAAGUGGGAACGGAGGAGUUUCCACAAAAAGGAAGGCUACUUCGGAAGUACACGAUAACGGUGAUAAGAAAAGAACCUGUUAAUCCCAUUUCGUGUGAAAUAUGCGAUAAAGUAUUUAUAACUGCAGAUGCCUUAAACCAACACAAGAAAUUCCAUACAGACUUACAGAAAAGUCCACCGGUAACCAAUCUGGAUCGACAAAGACUAAAUAGCGUAGAGGUUGUUGAACAACAACAGCCAAUAGCCGGAACCACAGAUACAGAUGAGAAAAACUUCGUUUGCGACAUGUGCCACAGAAGAUUCAAGCACAAUCACAGUUUCGUUUAUCAUAGGAGAAUCGUGCACGGAAAGAAUGAAGGAAACGAGUCCAUACCUGAAAGCCUUAACGAAGAAGAAAAAAAUGACAAAAUAUAUCGCAAAAUAUUACAGAAUCGCACGAAGGUAAGGAAUAGCGAAGAAGUGGUAAACCAACAGCCGAUAAAGGAAGCUACUAGUACGGAUGAGAGGCAGUUCAACUGCCCCCUGUGCAAGAGAUGCUUCAAGUAUCUUCACAGUUUCAACAACCACCUGAGAAUAAUCCACGAUUGGGGCGAAGAAGAUGAAUACAAAACUGAGGAUCAGAGUGUGGAGGGCCAAAUAGGGCAAGAAAAUACGUGUCCCGAGUGUCCCAGUACAUUCGGGAGCCCAAAAGACCUGGAUAAGCACCUUCUGGACAAACAUCAAACGGUCCUGAAGAAACCGAUGUACGAAUGCAAUAUUUGUAAGAAAAUCUUCAUUACCUACAGAAGUUUGAUGUACCACGAGGAAAAAACGCAUAACGCAGAAAUAAAUAAGGAUGUACUCAUCAAAUAUAGAUGCGGAACUUGCAAAAAGCUCUUCGAAAUUGAUUACUACUACAAAAGUAACCACGAGAAAGUGUGUAAAGCAGAAUGGGCAAAAAAAAAUGCCGAGAAGACUGUUUCGAACCCUGAUUUGGACAAAUCAACUACUCCGAGCGGACCCAACAUUGGGGAUACAACAAAGAAAGAAAAGUCAUCAACGUACCUUCGAGAAGAAUCAUCCAAAAAAGAGGAAAAGAAAAAAGGUAUUUCAGAAAACGAGACAAAUGUAAGGAAGAGGAAGAAUUCCGAAGAUGCAAGCAACACAGAGAAAAAGCUGAAAUCAGCGGAAGAACCAAAUGAAAUAUUAAAUAGACUAAAGAAUCUUCUCGGUUCGACUGACGGACCUAAUGAUAUAACCAUUGUUAGUAUAGAUGAAUAAUAUUUUUGUUGUAUACGUUGAUAUUUUACAUUUAGAUGUUAACUUUCUGAACAGAAAAUUCCUUUCAUUUUCUGUAAUAAAUACUUUUAUUACA
Molecule: messenger RNA, 2825 nt
Organism: Coccinella septempunctata (seven-spotted ladybird)
Lineage: Eukaryota; Metazoa; Arthropoda; Insecta; Coleoptera; Coccinellidae
Exons: 9
Coding region: 209-2731 (840 amino acids)
Source: RefSeq, a predicted model, not a curated record